AUGACUGCCCAAAGCAGAGCUUCCUCUGAUGCGAUCGGUGGUUAUAUUUUCGACCAAACUCUCUUUACCGCUGCUGCCGAUGCGACGGUGGAUCUCACGGAGACUGUCUACCUUGGUCGCCCCUAUUCCGAAUAUGCUCUUGUUGUGAUCAAGAAUUCCUAUAUCACUGACGUGAUCAACCCGUCUGGGUGGAAGAUUUGGUCGACCUCUGAUCCUCGCACUGACUACAUCACAUUUGCCGAGUUCAACAACUCUGGACCUGGAAACUGGGAAAACAACGCGGCUUCUCGUGAAGCAUUCGGAUAUGCCACCCUGCUCACAGAGGAUACCUACACCCUGGAAGACGUCAUGGAUUCCACUGACUGGAUCGAUAUGACAUACUGGGACACGAUCGUUACUCCCUCAUCUGUCUCUGGAACCACCACGACUUCUACUGCCACCGCUACUGCCACCGCUAGCGCUACUGCCACAGCUUACGAUGGAACCACUCCCCCUGACGGUGCUUACAUUGUCUCGAAGACUAGCCCUGGAGAGAAUGUUACAUACUAUGACACCAUUCAGAGUGCUCUCGAUGCUCUCCCCACGUCGUCUAGUGUUACACCUACUGUGUUCAUCUACCCCGGUACAUAUGAGGAGCAGCUCAUAGUGAGCAAAUCUGGAACUGUCAUUUUCAUGGGUUACUCAAACUCCACCUACGACUAUUCUAGCAAUCAAGUCACUAUUCAGUACAACUAUGGUGUGGAUACUCAGGCUGAUGAGUCCAACUCGGACAGUGCCACUGUCUACGCCACUGGAAACUAUUUUGAGGCCAUCAACAUCAACUUCGUCAACAACAACGGCACACAGAAGGACAUUGCAACCCUCGGUUUUGCUGUCAAGUCAAGCAAAUAUGCUAGUCUUUAUGGCUGUCAGGUCAUUGGAAACCAGGAUGCUCUGCUCAUCAACGGAUACCUCUGGAUGUCGAACGGAUAUGUCGAAGGAAACAUUGACAUGAUCUGGGGAAGUGGUGCUGCCUACUUCCUGAACACAACCAUUUCGCCCAACGAAGAUGAUAUCAACCUCACUGCAGACAAGCGUACUACAAUAACAACCGCCGGAGGUCUUGUCUUCGAUCAAUGCACCAUCGUCCCCUCCACUGGAGCGGGAACUAUGUCCAAGAUCUCUCUGGGUCGCCCUUGGAAUGAAUACGCACGGGUCGCAUACAUUGACUCUUACCUUGACUCUUGUGUGGACGCUGCUGGAUGGGAAGAGUGGUCGUCUUCUGACCCCCUGACAGACGGUGUCACCUUUGCCGAGUAUGGCAACUAUGGUCCUGGUUCAAGCACCGCAGACCGUGUUUCCUUUGCGACACAGCUGAACAACACCGGCGUUGUGCAAUUCGAGUUGGACAAUUUCUUUGCGACAACUUCUUGGAUCGACUUCACCCACGUUGAUGGUACGCCCUUCGUUCCGGAUACUUCAUCCACGACUACAGUCUCUUCCGUGGCUGUGUCUACUGCUGCCUCAUCCUCGACAGUCUCUGCUUCCACAGAAACAUCCGUGGUCACAGUCGGUGUCAUUUUGACCUCGACUUCCGAUAUUGUGGAUACUGUCACUCCAACUGAUAAGACUUCGACGGUCAAGUCUACCACAACUACCACUAUCACACCUGCUGAAGUCACAAAGACUACUACCGCCAAGUCUACUACCACCACAACUGAGACAGUGGAUGAGCCUACCAAGACCACCACCAAGACUGUGACUUCGACAACUGAUAUUGGAACAACCAUCACACCGGAUGCCAAGACGACUACAAAGACUGAUAAGACCACGACCACAGAUUAUGUGACAGUUACCAGUAAGGCUACCACAACAACAGUGAAGAGCACUACCACUGUGACUUCGACAACUACUACCAAGGCUUCCACUGUGACAACUACAGACACGGUCACAGUCUACAGCACCAAGACUAGCAGCAAGGACGCUGAAAAGACAACUACCACUGAGACUGUCACUGUUGGAACUGGAGGCACCACGACAAUCAGUACCAAGGCGACAACCGAGACCGUUACUUCGACCUCCACCAAGACCAGUACUAAGACUGCCACCACAACUGUCAGCUGUGAUGCUGCUUUGAAGAAGGUCAAGCGCGAGCUUGUCCCUCGUGCCAACGUUGCCAUUGUGACCGACUAUGUCACUGACGUCGACGUUGUGGUGAAGACCCUUACCACCACCUUGCCAAGCGCCACGGACUAUGUCACUUCAGUGGCUACGAAGACAACCUCACUCAAGGCCUCGACUACCACAGAUACCGUCACAUCCAUUGUGACAAAGGAAUCCACCACCACCAUUCCAGCAGUGACUGUGACCGUUUAUACUACAGACGUAACCUCAGUCGGCAAGACCACAACCCUGGAAGCAUCGACAAUUACCACAACUGCUAUCUCCACCGUGGCCAAGACUUCUACUACAACUGUUCCAGGUUCAACCGUUACCACUGUUAGCAUGAAGACUUCAACUGUGAAGAGUACUGUUACUCCUGCUGCCUCUACCACUACCAAGUACAAGACGACAACUAUCAAGACCACAGUCACUAUCCCUGCUUCUACAAGCACGGUUACCAAGACUACCACUGUGACUGAUAAGCCUUCUGUGACCAUCACAGAGCGUGCUACGUCUACUUCUACGAAGGUGAAGAGCACAACUACGACUACUACUGUCACUGCUACCAAGACUGCGGAGUGCGAUUAG
This is a messenger RNA of Penicillium malachiteum, 2730 nucleotides long. Its product is annotated as Pectinesterase catalytic. The transcript is spliced from 3 exons. The record is from RefSeq and is a predicted model, not a curated record. Lineage: Eukaryota; Fungi; Ascomycota; Eurotiomycetes; Eurotiales; Aspergillaceae. The coding region runs from base 1 to 2730 and encodes 909 amino acids. Gene Ontology annotation, biological process: cell wall modification. Gene Ontology annotation, molecular function: pectinesterase activity.